AUGUCUUCAUUGUUCGCCUCGCUUCCUCCUCCAAAACAUUCCAACCACGCGUUGAUGUUGGACAAGGAACAAAAUGGUGAUGAAGAAAUUUCCAUCAUGAUGAAGAAAUCAACAUUGAAUCAUAACUCUCGUGUAAAAUUAAAUCAACAAUCAGCAAUCCCGAAAUAUGGAGAACGAGAAUAUUCGGAUUGGAUACCAUCCACUGAAGCAGAUUUUGAUGAUGGAGGAGCCUAUCCGGAAAUUCAUGUUUCUCAAUUUCCAUUGAAUAUGGGUCGUAAAUCAGAGUAUCGGAAUGCUUCUGGAAAUGUCCUUUCUGUGCAAGUUGACGCGAACGGUAAUGUGAAUUUUGAUAAGAUUGUUACUCAAGGAAUGAGAAAGGGUGCCCUAGCUUUCACCAAAUUCUCGGACAUGAUCGAAGCAGAUGUUGAUGACGAUGAGUUGGCAAAACCAUCAUCCGAUCAAUCAGCUACUAAUUUAUUAGAAACAAAAAAAGCGAUCGAGCAAAAAUUGAAUAUUAAAAUAAGCUCGGCCCACAUCGGAGAAGGUAUUAGCCGAUCCGUUGCGGCUGCUAGCGAGAACAAAAUUGAGAAGAGACAAUUCUUUAGAUACAAGCCAAGAGGAGGUACUGAUGCGGAUAUUAAAUUCAUCCAAAUUGAAGAAGCACCCACUGAUCCUGUGGAGCCUGCCAAAUUUCACAUCAAAAAGAUGCCCAACGGGCCUCCAUCACCUCCUGCUACAGUCAUGCAUUCUGAAGCAAAAAAGUUAACAAAAGUUGAUCAAGCCAAUUGGGAUAUUCCUCCAUGUGUGUCAAAUUACACAAACAGAAAGGGUAUUAUCAUUCCACUGGAUAAGAGAAUUCUAGCAGAUGGAAGAAACUUGCAACAGAUAACAAUUAAUUCUAAGUUUGCGGAUUUUACAGGUUCUCUCAAUUUGGCUGAACAUAAUGCAAGACUGGAAAUUAAAGAGAGGGCUGAAAUGCAACGAAAAAUCGCAGAAAUGGAACAAGAACGGGAGUUACAACAAACUAGAGAAUUGGCAAAUCGUGCCAAGCAAUUGCACAAAGACUUGAAGUCAAAAGAGGAACGAGCUAGGUCCAGAACUGUUGAUAGAAGAGCUACCUCUUCAGAAGGAAGAGAGGUUUCAGAGAGAGUGAACUUUAAUCAACCUCAAAAAACUGCCUAUAGUGCUGGCGAAGUUCAAAUCGAUAGUAGAGUACUCAAUCGGUCAUCUUCAGCCAUGACAGACACAUCAAAAUUCGACGACGAAGACUACAACGUGUAUGAUACAGCUUUAUUUGGUGAAACUAAUACUGGAAAAUUAUAUAAUCCUAACAAGGAAAGAAUACGAAUGUUCCAAGAGUUGGACGAGAGUGUAAAUAUGAAAGACAAGUUUGAAACUGAUGAAGAACCAUCCUCCAGAAACGCAUCAAGAAGACAACCAGGUCCCGUUGUUUUCCAAAAAGAAGUUUCAGCCUCCAGUAGCAACACAAGAAAUACCGAAGCAGCAUCUAGUGAGCCCUCUAAGGAAGAUGAUGAUCCAUUCGGCUUCUCCAAGUUUUUAACAGAUACAAAGAAACGAAAAACGUUCGACCAUAUUGGCCAGAAAGGAUUCAUGUCGGCAACUGCUGGAAGUAGCUCUAUCAACCCAGAAGACUAUCGUGGUAGCAAAAAGAAAAAGAUGGAGUUCACUAAAAGCAAGGAGUAA
Molecule: messenger RNA, 1704 nt
Organism: Naegleria lovaniensis
Lineage: Eukaryota; Heterolobosea; Eutetramitea; Acrasida; Naegleriidae
Exons: 1
Coding region: 1-1704 (567 amino acids)
Biological process (GO): mRNA splicing, via spliceosome
Cellular component (GO): spliceosomal complex
Source: RefSeq, a predicted model, not a curated record